AUGUCAAAAUCUUUUGGUAAAUAUUUCUAUGAGGAGAAAAAUCUGUUAGGUUCUGGCGCUUUUGGAAAGGUUUAUCGUGGUUUUGAUACUGAGAACAAGAUUGAAGUAGCAAUAAAAGGUAUUGAAAUAUAAUAAAACGAUUUUUAGUUUCAUCAACAAAAAAUGUAAGAAAGGAGGUUCUAGCUAUAUUAGAAAAUGAGAUUUAAAUGAUGAAAAGAUUAGAGCAUCCAAAUUUGAUCUAAUUGUAUGAUGUUUUUGAAUAAAAUGAUGAAAAGAUAGUUGUAAUGGAGUUAUGUAAAAGAGAUUUAAAAGACUUGAUAACAAAGAAGAAUGUUUAAGAGAAUGAAAUAUUAAAUAUAGUACUUCAACUCUUAAAUGGUUUAAAAGAAUUGGCCAGAUUAGGGUUACUUCAUAGAGAUUUAAAACCUGCAAAUUGUUUUGAAUGUGGAGGUAUCUUUAAACUUGGUGAUUUUGGAUCUGUAAUUGAAGCAGAUUAUAGUGGAAAAAAGUUAAUGAAACAACAGUUUGGUACUUUAGCUUAUGAAGCACCUCAAAUGUUGAUGAAAGAAAAGUAUAGUGUAAAAUGUGAUAUUUGGUCACUUGGAAUAUUGAUUUAUGAAAGUCUAUUUGGUUAAUAUCCUUGGUAAUGUUAAACAGAGGGAUAAUAUUUAAGAGCUAUGAAAACUUGGGGUGUUAGAUUUCCAAUUGGUAAAAGAAUUUCAAAUGAAUGCUAAGAUUUUAUUUUAAGAUGUUUAGCUAUUUAAGAAAAGAAUAGAAUGGAUUGGGAUGAAUUAUUUGAACAUAGAUGGUUAAACAUUUAAGAAAAUGAAAGAAAAUUUGUAAUCAAAAUUUUAUUAUUAUAUAUAGACUAAUUCAUUAAAUUAUGAAUAAAUUGAACAUCAAUUAUUAGAUCAUCUUAAUCAGAUUGCUGCAUAAUAGCAUUUCCAUCCUAAAGAAAUGUUUUAGAUUUAUGAUUUAGAAAACAAAGGACUACUAGAUUUUAAACAAUUUGAACGAUUUAUUAUGUAAUUCGAUCCUCGUCUUAUUAAAAAAGAGAUUAUAGCAUUGUUUUCUUAUUUAGAUCAAGAUCACAAAAAUAAAAUAGAUCUUUCUUAAUUUGAAAAAAUAUUUAGACAAUGA
Messenger RNA from Paramecium sonneborni, 1140 nucleotides. The record is from the annotation of a GenBank genome assembly. Lineage: Eukaryota; Ciliophora; Oligohymenophorea; Peniculida; Parameciidae.